This is a messenger RNA of Callithrix jacchus (white-tufted-ear marmoset), 4858 nucleotides long. RefSeq lists its product as uncharacterized. Lineage: Eukaryota; Metazoa; Chordata; Mammalia; Primates; Cebidae. The record is from RefSeq and is a predicted model, not a curated record.
GUUAUUCACUCUUGCCCCUUUCUUUUCUAAUGCUGAGUCUAACAGGGCACACGUACAGAAAAUGAAAUCAGACACUUUUUGAGGGUGUUUGUUUCAAUAGAAACAGAAAGAAAACCUAAGUGGCAUAGAAAACUAGCAACAUAUUCUGUGGCGGUUCAUGUGUAAUAGUCUCCCUCCACUAAUAUUUCAACUUCACUAUUUUAAAUUUAGUGAUGUUUUACAUAUUCAGCCAGGCACGGUGGCUCACACCUGUAAUCUCAGUGCUUUGGGAGGCUGAGAUGGGAAUAUCACUUGACCCUAGGAGUUCGAGACCAGUCUGGGCAACAUUGCAAGACCCCAUAUCUACAAAUUUAAAAAAAAUUGGCCAGGUGUGGGGCAUGCCAGGUACUCAGAAGGCUGAGGUGGGCAGAUGAGUUGACUGUUUGAGGCCAGGAGGUUCAGACUGCAGGUGUGAACAUUGCUCCAUGUCCCCACCACUGGACUUCUGCCUGUGUGAUGAGGCCAGACCCUGUCUCAAUCAAAUAAACAAACAAACAAACAUAAUAUUCAUGCUCUGGAGAUUCCUUUCUGAACAAAAUGGAAAGAGAAAAUGAAGAGUACUGGGUUAUAAGGAGGCAGAUAUUCUAUGGUAAGGAAUUUGGGAUUUAAAAUGAAAGCAGAAAGACCGGGUCCCCUACACUUACCCUUGGGAGUGCUCUGGAGAAUUACACAAUGAUUUCAAAAGAAAAAAGUGUAUUUUAAAUUUUGGAAGAAAAGCGCAAAGGCAACAGAGUGAAAUCUAUUCAGAAUAGGGCAAAAUGAAGUUGGUUUUAGCAAAGGCUUAGAUCAAUAACCUAGGAAGGAAACAGGAUAGAAUAGAGCAUCCCUAGAUAAAGCAGCUUAUCAGAAGGCACAUUCAGUUGUUUUUUUCUGUUGCCCUUUUGAACAUAGAUGACACUUGACAGUUUAAACAUUUUAGAAAUGUGUUUGAGAAAUGACGCUUCCAGGCCGAGCAUGGUGGCUCACCUCGUAAUCACAGUACUUUGGGAGGCCGAGGCAGGCAGAUCACUUGACGGCAGGAGUUCGAGGCCAGCCUGGCAAACAUGGUGAAACCCUGUCUCUAUUAAAAAUAUAAAAAAUUAUCCAGUUGCAGUCGUGGGCACCUAUACUCCCAGCUACUCGGGAGGCUGAGGCAUGAGAAUUGCUGGAACCCAGGAGGCAGAGGUUGCAGUUAGCUGAGGUCAAGUCACUGCACUCCAGCCUUCAUGACAGAAUGAGACUCUGUCAAAAAAGAAACACACACACACACACACACACACACACAACCAUUUCCUCUGAAACUAUUAGGUAGUAUUUUGACUUAGGAUAAAAAGCCAAGCUUGAAGAGGGCAAAGAACGACCGUUCUGAUUUACCAAUGGCCUGGCUUAAAGGUAAACACUAGGCAAUGUCACAUGAUCUGUAGAAGCAAAAUGUGACAGUAAGGAUUAUAAAAGUAAUAGCUGUACUAUAUUCUCGUAGGCCACAAUUGCCAUAUUAAAAGUUCUAUUUCUCCUGGUUUCUGGUCUACGCUCAGAGAAGAGUCCUGUCAAAGAAGUCAUGGUAAUGAUAUUAACCUAAUGGUAAAUCCUAAACAGGUCAAUCUGACCUCUCUCAGCCCAUCUUAGAACUUCUCUAAGGACGUCCCAGUUCUAAAAUGCUCCAAUUCUAGGAAAUAGGAGUCAGCACUCACCCAGAUUCAAGGGAAAGACAGGGAAGGGAGAAGGUUGCUUCUAGCCUAGGAAAUAACAUAUGAACCCAGACCUCUUGGGUCUUCUGCACAUCUGUGCCAAAACUGGACACAAAGACAGUUCAUCAGAAGAGGACCAAACUGCUUCAGCACUCAUGGCCAUCGUAAAGUGUUUGGCUUUUGGUAUCUCAGUGAGUAUCGGUAUUAGAGGCUUCCUGAUGGCAACAACCUUAAGAUGAUGCUGUUCUUCAGAUAAGGUGACAUUUUCUCAAUCUCACCAGUUUGUUCAUCUCUCUUCUUUCCUACAGAACAUUUCAAAAUACCUCUUUACUUGGAACUGCAAAUUCUCUGCAGCUCUCUCUUCCUGUGGUGAGCAAUAAGGCUUCCCUAACAGGAAACAUCUCCAGCUUCUCCAGAGCCUCUGCUCCAGCUGUUAGCUCAGCAUGGCUACUGCCAUCAGCCUCUGGCACCUCUUUCCAGCCACUCACGGGCACUGUCUACCUUUACCAACAUUCUAGGACAGCUAUGUUGUCUGGGGUUAGUGGCCAGAGCCAUAGCUCUACUUCAGCUGCCUCUUACCCAGGCAUUUUUGAGUGGGACAUUACAGCAAAGACAGCAAAGAAGUCACCCUCACUCAGGGACUUCAAUGUGACUGUCACUAACCAGAACACAGCUGUCUCUUCCAUGUCUAUGACAGCCCGGCAUAAUAAAACUUCACAUGCCAAUAUUAUAGUCCCUCUGUAUCCAACACUAUCUACCAGUCUUGUUCAGGGGACAUAAUCUAAAAUCACUAAUCAGCAGGGCCAUAGCCUGUCACUUCCCUACCAGAAAGGAAGGCAGGUCUAUUACUAUAAUCCUGGCACACUGGGGCCUCAACUAUCUGGAGAACUUGGCCCUGGGCUGCAAUCCUAUGGCUCUGCAUCAUACCCAGGAAAUAGGGCCUCUGCCCAUCAACCAGAAAUGGUGAUGGUGCUACAGGAGGUUCAGCCCACAAAAGUUCGACUACCAGUCUCCACUUCCGGGAUGCAUUACUCUGUGUCUGCUCAACCCAGCACAGAAACCAGUUUUCAAGUGAUGGAAACUUCCCUGGGGAUGGAUACUUCCCUGGGAUUGCAAUCUGCAAGCCAGACAUUGUGUCUGGCACAAACUCCAGAAUUCUCCAAGUCCUGCAGUACCCGAAAUACCCAGAUACUUGAGAGUAAUCCAUCACCUGAGCUUGGGGACAUUUCAACGAUAGCUCAAGUCCAGAGUCCAACCAGUCUCUUGACAGUGUCUCCAGCUCCAAGCCAGGACAAAACCAAGACUAAGGAUUUGGAUGAGAUUAAAACCAAGAUUUCAAAGCCUCUAGAUGCCUACUGGUUCCCAACAGAAAAUCAAGAUCCUCCACUUCUUCCUCUAGAAAUCCCUGAUAUUCACCAGCUUCUAUGCUGCAUUGAUCCUCUUGGCCUAGGGGAGCAGCCUGGUUCUGAAAAUGCCAAUCUGGGAAAGAACAGCCUGAGUCUUCAGGGCCAAGGGAUACUUGAAAAUGGGACUGAGUCUAGCAGUGACCCUGCAGACGUCACUACAUUGGUGGAGGAUACUCACCUCCCCUCCAUCUUCAGUUCCUUACAAGAUCUUGACCAACCCAAAAGUCCCUCUGCAAAGAAAGCCAAAGAUCCCAGCACCAUCAAGGUAAAUCAGGUGCAGAAAAAGUCAAGUUCCAUUAAGGGCCACUCUGAUCAAGUCAGGAAGAACAAGCAUAAAGCUGCCGAGCCUAUCCAGGGUGCUCCCAAGGCCAAAAUCCAGCCAAAGAAUCCAGAGAGCCUAUUAGAGGGAGAAGUGGAUGUUUGCAGGGCUACCGCCAGUGACAGCGCUUCUGUGAGCAAGGGUAAGCGUUCUAGCAACAAACGUCACAAAGCCACAUCCAGCAGAGGCAGCACAACUAAGAGGCAUGGGCAGGAGAAGACCAAAAGGAGCAGAGAGAACAGCGCCAAGAAAUCUGAAGUCAGUAAGCAGUCAGGGACCAAAGUCAACGUAGAAGAGAAGCAAGCCAUUCCCAAUAGGAAGCGGAAGAAAAAUCAACCUGAGCUUAGCCAAGAGACCUUCAAAAAGCCACGAAGCUCCCUAGGCAUGCACAUGCUGGAGUCUGUGCAAGUUUUCCAUGCACUGGGGAAAAAAACUGACAAGAAAACUGGAUUCUCUUCCUCCCGGACUCCGGGAAGCUCAACCAACACCGAGAACUCCCAGCCAUUCUCAGCUUUCCAACCAUGGCUGGAUACCCGACAUGAGAGGAAAGGCCCAGAGAAAACUCAACUCAAGGCCCAGAAACUGGAUGAUAAUGCUGAAAAAGAGUGUCCAUCUCCAUCCCUGUAUGAGUUGCCACCACCUGGGAAGGUCAAGUUGGUACCGUUGCCCUUUCUGACCCCGGACAAACCUCAAGCUCAACCUGUUUCUUGGCGGCCGCACCCUCCGGCCUCACGUAGGCCUGUGGUGGCUUGCUCUGCUCCACCUGUUUCUACUAACUCAGCUCAGUCAACUGCAGUCGAUCCGUCACAACCGGCUCCUACCAACACAUCUUUGACAGGUCCUGCCAGACCAGCUCAGCCAAUUUCAACCAAUGCAACCAAACCCGGUUCAGCCAAUCCUAAACAUCCUCCUAUUGCCUCUCAUUCUGCUGCUUCUAGGCCAGCACCCUACAAAACAUCAUCUUGCUCUUCUCUCCAGCGGGAGCCUGUUUCCACUGCUGUGACCAAUCUCCAGUCACUGCCCAAGCCUCAAAAUCCAUUUCUAAUCCAAGACUUCAGCUCACAACCCAGGCCGUGGAAGACACCCGACAUUUCUGGGCCAGUAGUGUCAACGCCCAUCACAAAAGAGCAGAGGCCAGAACGUGAGGCCAUGAAGAGGAAGACUCAGCAAGAGCGUGAGAAUGCUGCCAAAUACACCUGUCUGGGAAAACCACAGUUCUUCACCUAACAGGAAAAAGAUACGGCAAUUUCUCAAUACUACAGCUCCAGAAUCUAAGAGCUGCUGAGACUGUUGGCUUUACUUUGGAUACCAGCUGGUUUUCCAAAUAAAUAGAUACUAAUUUAUUCAUUCUGAUAAUAUAUUUUUAAAACUUAAUAAAGAAAUCUAAAACAAUUAAUAGAUAAGUAAUAAAGAGGCUUUUGAGUUUU